AUGCAGGAAGAUUCGUCUGAUUCGAACGGCGAGGGCGGUACGUUGAUCGCUAAUGAAUACGCAUCCAACACGACCAAGCGACAGGUGUAUUUGGAAUUUUCCGAGUUCAGUCCGGCGCAGAUACGAAAGAUCGAAGAUAUUUUCAACCAGUAUGAUUCAAACAAAGAUGGAUAUUUGUGUCGGAAUGAAUUGAAACGAAUGAUGAUCAAACGUCGAGUUCCAUGGACUGAAAACUCAUUAAAUCAACUGAUCGAUGAUGUGGAUAAAGACAAAGAUGGAAAAUUGACUUUUAGAGAAUUUGUUAUGACAAACCGUAAAACUUUGGAGUACUGUCAACGUGCAUUGGCCAAACAAGAAAAAGUAGACUUUAACAAAGUUGGUAUAAAAGGUGUAAGAGACUUCUUCGAGGCAAAGGCUAAGUAUUCCAAAUAAACAGUACUGCAGUUUUAGAAAAAUGUAUUGAAAGAAAUGUCUAAUUUACCAGUACCAGUGAAUAUAAUAUUUAAAAGCUAUACAUUUGAUUAUUAUCAACAUAUCAUUUUUGAAAUAAUAUUAUUCAUAUUUAUCAAAUAAUGUUGUAAUAAUAUACUACAUCCAAGAUUUCUACAAAUUAUUAUGUACAUUCAAAAAGAUUAGUUGUGAACACUAACAAAACAUGAACAGACGAUGUAAAGUAAAAUCUGUAUAAAUUACCUUUCACUUUAUCAUUGCGCUUCCAUUAUUGUUUUAUGUCAAGGUAUGUCUUACAUAUAAUAUGUAAUAUUUUGAAUUUUACAAAAUCAUCUUCCAAAAAAAUUGGUUAAACACAUUAAUAAAC
This is a messenger RNA of Rhopalosiphum maidis (corn leaf aphid), 817 nucleotides long. RefSeq names its product EF-hand domain-containing protein D2 homolog. The record is from RefSeq and is a predicted model, not a curated record. NCBI's taxonomy places the organism in Eukaryota, Metazoa, Arthropoda, Insecta, Hemiptera, Aphididae. Gene Ontology annotation, molecular function: calcium ion binding. The transcript is spliced from 4 exons. The coding region runs from base 1 to 432 and encodes 143 amino acids.